Physella acuta is the source of this 3201-nucleotide messenger RNA. Its product is annotated as growth factor receptor-bound protein 2. Gene Ontology annotation, molecular function: protein binding. NCBI's taxonomy places the organism in Eukaryota, Metazoa, Mollusca, Gastropoda, Physidae. The record is from RefSeq and is a predicted model, not a curated record.
AAAAUGUGGACGCUAUAUGCUACGUAUACACCGCUUAAUAUUAUUGCGCAGAAUUUAUUUUUAUCUUUGUUUUAACUACACAUUCACAUAUUCUAUGUUUUACUGCUACUCGUUAAGUGGCAGUAGCAUACUCUGCAUACCGACAAAAAAUGGAGGCCGUGGCGCUAUGGGAUUUUGAGGCUACCCAGCCAGAUGAAAUGAGUUUUAAAAAGAACAGUAAGCUUUGCAUAAUGAAUAAAGAAGAUGGUGGUUGGUACAGGGCUGUUAUGGGAGCACAUUCUGGAUUUAUUCCAGCAUCAUAUAUCAAACUAGAACCACAUGAAUGGUAUAGAGAACCAAUGUCCAGAUUAGAAGCAGAAAAAUUUAUUCUACAAAAAUCACCUAUGGGAUCAUUUUUACAUAAUGAUGGUGCUUUCAUUAUAAGAAAGAGUGAGUCAGACAAAAAUGGGUUUGCCCUUUCAGUAAAACAUGAAGACACAGUCCAGCAUUUCAAAAUUUUAACAGAUUCUAACAAUAAGUUUUAUAUAUGGCCGAAUUCUGUAUUCUUGUCAAUAAACCAGUUAGUUGAGAAAUACCGUUCAGAGAAUGUUUCAGGGGAUCCAAGAAAAAUAAUUUAUCUGAGGGAUAUCAGGCAGGAGCUGUACGAGGCAUUGUACGACUUUUCACCAACCAACAGUGAAGAAUUGGAGCUGAGGAAAGGAGAUGUUAUUAAGCUUUUAACAAAGAGUGAUCCCAAUUGGUGGGAGGGUGAAGUACGAGGCAAAACAGGGUUUUUCCCCAAAAAUUAUGUUAGAGAAUGCAAAUAAGUUUAUUAGAUGACUUUGUUGCUAUUGUAUAAUUGCUGUACAGAACUGUCAACUUGAUUAAUUUUCUGAUACACCCUGGACUCAAAAUAUAAGCACACACUUGUUUCACUGGUAAAGAUUGAAAAGAACUAAAGAUCUUAGUAAAUCGCUUCAUUAAAUUCCUGCCUACUUAAUUGUCAUUGUAUUUCAUAAUUAUUUAUAGUUUGUGAGAAUUGAGUUUUAAGGUUGAAAGAGUAAAUUAAUCAAAAUGCAUAUUUAUGUUUGAUUUUUCUGUUCCCAUUUUUAAAGGCUAGUGUAAGUUAAUUGUUUUGAGUAGCUAUCCUUUAUUUUUUUGUCUUAUAACUUUUUGAAAUACACAUUUUGUUCUUGUUCACAACAUGCUCCUCUCUUUUAUCCCUCUUGCAGUAUGUAUAUUGAAAUUGCAAUAUAACAAAAAUGUUUAGGCAUUUUAUAACAGUACAAACUGUGUGGUCAUCUAAAAAGUAUUAUGUUUGCUCAACAAUAGUACAUUCACAAGCUCUUAACACAAAAAAUUUGCCUUUUUGUUUGUCUAUAUUUAUGUUGUAGAAUAGCAAAAGGUAAAAAGGUACUUGCAUUUCACUGUCUCAAAGUUUACCAUAGCUCUUCGCCAACAUUGGGGGGAGGGGGGGCUUUCACAUUUGUAAAUUCUUCAUUAGUAAAAGAUCCAUUGGUCAUAGAUUACUUCUUGGGCUCUUACUUUUCUGUUUGAUUCAGGACUCUCCCCUCCUGUGUUCUAAAAAUCUCUUCUCAGUUUUUUAUUGAACCAAGGAUAAAAUGUUCAUAAUAUACCCACUGAUCAUAAAAACCACAUUAUUAGGUAAUGUGUAUGUCAUUGCAUAAAUAUUGUGCUAUGUGAAUUAGCCAUAAGACAUAGUCAUGUAUAAUAUAAUUGUGUGGUUGGGGUAGGUUUCUUCUGAUGAUCUUUGCAGUUAGUCAGGUGUUGUUUACAUCUGUUUGACCAUGGCUGAUGUUCUGCGGGUCCCUGAGGUAUCACAUGCAAGUGUUGAUGUAUACUUUGUGUGAACUUUUCUAUAACAUGAUACUCUCAACUGACACUUGUUACACAAAAUAACAUAAGCAUAAUUGCUUGUUACUGUUACAUGAUGGAUUGACAUAAAUACAUUGUUUUUGUGAAUCUAAGCUGUACAAUGGCUACUGGGCUGUACAAUACUUGCUACAGAUGUACUUCAAUUCUAUUUGAUGUUACACUCAGACUUGCCCUUAGAGAAUGUCCUAAUCUUGCUUUGAGAAUAUAAAGAGCUAUAAUUUAUUAGUCUUUGCUAUGUUAGACAUCAACUUUUGAUCUAUCAGUAGUUUUUAUAAUUAAUUUUUAUGUUUAAUUUUUAAUAAUUAGCCAUUUUUUGAAGACUUAUUUAUAACAAUUGAAGAUAGUGUAGUCUACACAUUCAGUAGAGCUGCUUAAAAUAAUUUUGUUCUAAUGUAUUUGUUCAGUUAGGUUAGUUCUGAAUUAGAUUCUGAAAAGAUUAUCUUCCCAAAGAUUGAAAGAUUUAAAAUUACUUUUUGGAUGUUGUUUGUCAUCAGUGACAUUAUGUGCCUUAUGUAAUUAGAAAUGAAAUACUCCUUGAUUAUCUUACUAUAAAAUCAAAACUUUCAAUUUUCCAAAUGAAUCAAGUCUCAUUAGAGCAUUAAAUUCUAGUAGCAAAGAUCCUAGGUCAUAUAGACUUGUUGCAGUUGACAGUAAAGCCCUGUUGAAUCUGUCAUUGUUAGUGUUGAUAAUGGACCAAAAUAAUUGUCUUUAUUUUCCUACAACUUCUGCAUUCCUGUGGCAGAUGUUGGCUGUUAUCGUGAUAAAUAUUAAUGACGUGCCCCCACCCCCUGUGAUCCCGCUACUGGGUUUUGUACAGUUUUCUACAGGUCAUCCAUUGUUUAUCUAUAUACAUCAAUAUAUUUGAUACAUGUAAAUAUAGAUGUUAAAAUAAUAUUGCUGAUUUAUGUGAGAAUGUUCUUUGGAAGUGAACAAUAAUUUCUUAUUCCAAGGCAUUUUUCUUGUUAAAUCAUAUAUUUGCUGUUAUUUUUUUUUAUGGAUACUUAUUUGUUAAACAAAUUUUUAGUACAUAUUUUCCCCAAUUAUUUAUUUUAUGAGAAUUUUUCUAGUAGGCUACAAUUCUACUUGCGUACAAUUUGUCCAGGGAUAUUUCUACUUUUAGUGCUAGUUCAGUAUACUCCAGUCACUUCCUCUAUCCACAAUAUUUCUUUUGUCUGUACAGUUUUUUAGGCUCAAGUUAUCGAGUUUAUUUUAAAAAAUGUAUGCCACUGAUGCUUUAAACAAACAUAUCCAUUCUGUGUACAUCAUUUUGUCUUCUCUACCCAUGUGCUGUGUCUGUAUUGGAUGAAUAAAACUUUUUUCUGUUCU